Desarmillaria tabescens is the source of this 1489-nucleotide messenger RNA. Its product is annotated as Peroxin/Dysferlin domain-containing protein. The coding region runs from base 25 to 1410 and encodes 461 amino acids. The record is from RefSeq and is a predicted model, not a curated record. Gene Ontology annotation, cellular component: peroxisomal membrane. The transcript is spliced from 3 exons. NCBI's taxonomy places the organism in Eukaryota, Fungi, Basidiomycota, Agaricomycetes, Agaricales, Physalacriaceae. Gene Ontology annotation, biological process: peroxisome organization.
GUUACCACAUCGACAAGCUUCAAUAUGGCUACGCAGGAUCCAGUACAGCCAGGGACAGCUGCUGCCCCCAUUUUACUCGAUUUUCUCAGCUCAGUUCCCUAUCAGCUCACUUCCGCUCUCAUUCGUCUCGGUCCACAUAUAUCAGCCUUGAGGCAGCUUGCAGAGGUCACCAGCUGGUCAUCAUCCUGGUACGACAGCUGGCUUGCUAUUGCUGCCUGGUGGGCCUUCUGUUUGCUGCUUGAGCUCACUGUACAAUAUCUUCUUCCUGCAACCUUUCUGUUCGUGUAUUUUGUGUCUAAAUGGACAACACCGCGACGGACAUCCGGUUCUCCUCCAAUUACCGAACAAAAUCUUCAGGCAACGAUCACGGAUCUGGUCAUUCUACAGUCUCUCUUGCCAUCCAUUCCCUUCGAACUCAACGAGAGCUCUCUUUCUGUACUAGUCCGUGUAUGCGUCAUCUUGUACAUUCCUUACCUUGUCAUUACGCACUAUAUUUCUCUGCGCGUCCUCUUCGGUAUCGCGGGCACCAUAGUGCUUUCCUGGCGCGCUCCAUGGUCCCAAGCUCUACGCACAACACUCUGGAAAAGUGCAUGGUUCCGGUGGGGUGUCUACCGAGCAUGGUCCGGACUUUCCGGUCGACCGCUCCCUGUUCCCACAGUCAGCACCAGAGAUCUCACUAUCGAACACGAACGCAAUUCGGCUCGAUUUUUAUUCAUGGUUUACGAGAAUCAGCGAUGGUGGAUGGGGCUCGAUUGGACUGCUGCACUGCUCCCGAGCGAACGCCCGUCAUGGUGUUCUGCAUCCUUACAACCGGUUCCUCCGCCAAGCGCAAUGACCCUCCCCGGUGACAGCGUAGUCUAUGUAGGGGACGGCAAGGGCGGUCGGGAGAAGCGGACCGCUAAGUGGGCAUGGGAAGAGGCAGAAUGGAGAGUAUGUGUCCGGCGGGAGGGUUCAGCCGUCGUUAGAGUUGAGAAACCACUACCCGCUCCCAAAGGGGAAGGCCCAGGGGAGAGCCAGCUCGCCAAAGUGGAUGGUAAGAUGAGGGAAUCGCAGAACGCUAGUGGAUCCGGAGAGGAAGCACAGGAGGAUGACGAGCGCGACAAUACUGAUGAAGACCCUGAGACAGAUCCCGAUGGUUGGGUGUAUGGUGAUAAUAAGUGGGAAAAUCGUUCAGCAAAGGGCGGCAUUGGGAAGUAUACACGAUACAGACGUUGGACGCGCGUAGCAAUCGUUAACGAGACCGUCGAAGUUGUCGGGGCCGGCGAUUUCGGUAUAGAACGGCAAACUCGGCAGAGCAGCAUAAGUCAUUCCAGAGAAAGCAGCGUGGAUAAUGACAGAGGCAGCCCUCUACGGCAGAGAUUGAAAAAUGCUCUAAACAGGCAGUCAAUAUCUCCUUCAUCUUCAUCUUGAGUAUGGUGGAUCAGUAUUAUCUGGGUGUAUGUACAUUUAGUACUAGCUAAGACUAACAUUUUAAUUUCCUUGUGAGCGU